AUGCGCAUCCCACUCACACCCUCGCCCGCCUUUCUCGCACAACUCGCCGACCCCUCGUCGACUCCCAGCCCCUCCGACCCUCCGCUCAUCUGGAUCGACUCGCAGCCGUUCCUCCUCGAGCUGCAGGGCAUACUCGAGCCGCCAGCCGAUGAGAAAGGGGCUGGUGAGGCGGGAGACGCGGCGGGAGCGAGUAUGGAGGGCGUCAGGGUCGGGAAAGUCGACUUGGCGGAUCCGCCUUCCACCCGCUCGCAGAAGAAACCGGUCCUCCGAAUCGCGCACCACCGCCUCGAAGGCAAAGUCGAGAAACUGCUCACGCCCUACGCCCUCCUCCGCACCACUCGCUCGUCCUCCUCCGCCCCCACCCGCGACGACGACGACGACACCGAUCCGCGCUCAACAAAGCGUCGCAAACUCUGCCCUACUCUUUCCUCUCCCUCCCAGCCCCUCUCCUCCUCCUCCAGCAGCGACCAACCACAAAUAUCCCUCGCCGCGCUAAUAACUCACAAACUAGUCUUCUCGCGCCGCCCCGAGCCCUUGAUCGAUGUCUCGUCCGAAGCGGAUCCUGGGUUCGGAGAGAGGAAGAGGGAGGCGUUGGAGAGUUGGGGCAAGAGGGGGGCUGGAGGGGCGGGGGCGAAGAGGGGAGGUGGAGGGGGAUUGGGUGGGUUCUUUGGGAAAUCGGCGACGGGGACGAAGGGAAAGGAGAAGGAGAAGGCUGGGACGAGUGCGCCGGAGACGGGGAAGGAUGCUGGGGCAGGGUCAGCGUAG
Rhodotorula toruloides NP11 is the source of this 765-nucleotide messenger RNA. Its product is annotated as protein of Chromosome transmission fidelity protein 8 family. Lineage: Eukaryota; Fungi; Basidiomycota; Microbotryomycetes; Sporidiobolales; Sporidiobolaceae. Gene Ontology annotation, biological process: mitotic sister chromatid cohesion. The record is from RefSeq and is a predicted model, not a curated record. The transcript has 2 exons. The coding region runs from base 1 to 765 and encodes 254 amino acids. Gene Ontology annotation, cellular component: Ctf18 RFC-like complex.